AUGGUGGAAAGAAAAGCAAAAUUCAAGGUCGAAGUUUGUCCAGAGCUUUGUGACUGGACCAGAAAAGGAAAACGAAUCAAAGUAUUAAGUAUUCAGAAAAAUAUGAUGAAAAGACAAAUUGUUGUCACUUGUCAUGUUCCAAGAAAACAAGUUCAAGAUAGCAUAGCGUUAGAUGUUGUUUCCUCCAUUAAAGACAAUGACCGAUAUGAAUAUGAAACGUAUUUAGAUGAAAAGUAUCCAAACCAAUAUUCAUUUAUAGCUCGAGGAGGAUUUGGUCAUGUCUAUAAAGUUUAUGACAAUUCGAUUGGAAAGGAUAUUGCUGUGAAAUUUAUGAAAUAUUGUUGGGUUGGAUAA
Messenger RNA from Naegleria lovaniensis, 354 nucleotides. RefSeq lists its product as uncharacterized. The transcript has a single exon. Lineage: Eukaryota; Heterolobosea; Eutetramitea; Acrasida; Naegleriidae. The record is from RefSeq and is a predicted model, not a curated record. The coding region runs from base 1 to 354 and encodes 117 amino acids.